Molecule: messenger RNA, 1440 nt
Organism: Drosophila eugracilis
Lineage: Eukaryota; Metazoa; Arthropoda; Insecta; Diptera; Drosophilidae
Gene: Arp53D
Product: actin-like protein 53D
Exons: 2
Coding region: 28-1281 (417 amino acids)
Biological process (GO): mitotic cytokinesis
Source: RefSeq, a predicted model, not a curated record
UCCAGACACAACAACAUAGCACACAACAUGUCGACAUUUCAUAUACCUUCCCGUAUCACAAUCGAUGUAACGGAUAAACGAGCACUUAAUAUUCUCUACAAAAAUCUACAAAUACCAUCUGGAGUAAUGAGCAGCGAGCAUAAUAGCCCUUCUCACAAAACCGCUGUGGUUAUAGAUAAUGGUUCUGGGGUAAUUAAGGCCGGCUUUUCAGCGGAAGACGCUCCUCGCGCAGUCUUCCCCUCGAUUGUCGGCAGGCCGCGACACUUAAAUGUCCUGGUUGAUCCUCUAAUCAAUGACACCAUUGUUGGCGAUGCGGCAGCCAGGAAAAGGGGGAUACUUACCCUUAAAUAUCCCAUUGAACACGGUGUUGUAAUUAACUGGGAUGAUAUGGAGCAGCUGUGGGAGCACACUUAUGAGCAGUUACGGGUGGAUCCAAUGGACUUGCCGGCUCUCCUUACCGAAGCCCCAUUGAACCCAAAGAAGAAUAGAGAAAAGAUGACGGAGAUUAUGUUUGAGCAAUUUAGUGUUCCCGCUUUUUAUGUAGCCAUUCAAGCUGUACUCUCUCUUUACGCCACCGGGCGCACUGUGGGCUUCGUUGUAGACUCUGGUGAUGGUGUGACCCACACGGUUCCCAUCUACGAAGGAUUUGCCCUGUCCCAUGCCUGUGUUCGUGUCGAUCUAGCUGGCCGGGAUCUCACUGACUAUCUAUGCAAGUUGCUCUUGGAGAAGGGCCUAAAAAUGAAUACUUCUGCAGAAAGGGAAAUCGUACGUGAUAUUAAGGAGAAACUUUGUUAUGUGUCAAUGAAUUAUGACCAGGAAAUGAAUCUCCAGCUGGAGGAUUUUAAAAGGGAAGAACAACAGGAGGAUACCUAUGAGCUGCCCGAUGGUCAAAAGAUUCAAUUGGGCAGUGAGAGAUUCCGCUGUCCGGAGGCUCUUUUCCAGCCCAAUUUGCUGGGCCAGGAGGUAAUGGGCAUCCACAAGGCCACCCAACACUCGAUCAACAACUGCGACAUGGAUCUGCGAAAGGAUUUAUAUGCGAAUAUAGUGCUCUCCGGCGGAACUUCCAUGUUCCGCAAUAUCGAACAUAGAUUCCUGCAAGAGCUAAAUAAAAUGACCCCAGCGUCCAUAAGGAUUAGGAUCAAUGCCAGUCCAGACCGCAGAUUUUCUGUUUGGACAGGUGGUUCCGUACUCUCCUCGCUCACAAGCUUCCAAAAUACAUGGAUCGAUAGCAGGGAAUACGAGGAAGUGGGUCCCACUAUAGUCCAUCGCAAGUGCUUCUAGCACAAUUGCAAAACCAAUUUAUUGGGCCUUGAUUUUAUCAGUUGACUUGUAUUCACGAUAAGAAAAAAAUAUAUAUUUUGUUAAGUUUCAAUGAGGGAUUAUACUUUGGAAUUCAGAGAAUUUUAACAACUCAUUUGAUUUAUUUUAGGGAGAACUGAG